AUGCGAUAUGAGUGCAGAUAGUGAAGAUAACGAUUUAUAUACCUUUGAGCUUACACGAAUUGUUACCAACAUUGAAAAUGAAAUCACAAUUGAUGAUCCUACAGAUGCUGUUGAAGUUACGCCACAUGCUAUUUUUCGUUUAUUUUUUUCUGAUUUACAACUAGAUACUAUCGUUAAAAAUACAAAUUACUAUGCUGUAGCAAAAUCAGCAGGUAAAGGGCGUGAGUGGGUUUCUUUAACGGUAGAAGAAUUAUUGAUAUGGUUAGCUCUAGUGAUUUACAUGGGCGUUUUUAAACAGCCAAGUAAGGAGGAUUAUUGGAAAACAGAUUGGAAGUAUCCGCAACAUAAAAUUACUAAAUAUAUGACAUUGGUUCGAUUCGAACAAGCUCUUAACUUGGUCAUAGCACACAAAGAUUUAAGAAUAAAUUUAGCAUGGAAAUUAGUCGAAGAAUCAUUGGAAAUGAAUGAAAAAUCACGUACACGAAAAAAAAAGGCCGAAAUUCAAUCAGAAUUACAUAAUCAAAGUCCGGAACAAAAGUCUUUUUAUGUUACAAAAAAAUUUGACUUACCCAUUACACGAUUACAACCACAAAGCCAUUAUCCGGAAUGGCGUGAAGACAGAGGUUCUUGUAUUUGGUGCCGGUUUCAAUACAUGGAAAAGCAUGGAAAGCAUGAUAAGAAUUCACCGCAAAGUUAUUUAUGGUGGCAGAUCUGCCCUGAAUUUCAAAUGGUUUAA
This is a messenger RNA of Dentiscutata heterogama, 736 nucleotides long. The record is from the annotation of a GenBank genome assembly. Lineage: Eukaryota; Fungi; Glomeromycota; Glomeromycetes; Diversisporales; Gigasporaceae.